Sodiomyces alkalinus F11 is the source of this 2711-nucleotide messenger RNA. RefSeq lists its product as hypothetical. Lineage: Eukaryota; Fungi; Ascomycota; Sordariomycetes; Glomerellales; Plectosphaerellaceae. The record is from RefSeq and is a predicted model, not a curated record. The transcript has a single exon. Bases 306 to 2537 code for a protein of 743 amino acids.
CAAAGACAUCGCGGACAAACAGACCACCACCUGCACUUUGCCCACCCACAACCAACCUCCCAGCUUGUCUAUAUCCAUACGGACGUAUACGGGCCUUCUAUUCACGGCUCGCCGCUGAGAGCUUUUCAAUAACGCGUUGUGUGGCAUUUGUGCGUGCAGUGCACCCAUCCGAUUGUUUGGAUCGUGAGCCUUCACCUACCGGGCAUCCGACAAUGUCCAGGUAACAACGCAACCAAGUCCCCCGAGACGGCGUCAAUGUUGCUAUUCGUGUCCCAUCACCAUGAACCACCAUAACCUUCAGCAAAAUGGAAGAUCCUUGGGGCUCACCGUGGGAAACUCAUGACGUCGAAGAUUCCGGCGCAACCGCAACCCCAACGGCGACCUCGGUCGACGCGAACCCCGAACCACCGCCCCCGGCUUUCUUCACACCUUCAACCAGCCUCACCAUACCCACCGGCCACUCUGUCUGGGUUGAAGAUGACCCUUUCGGCGAGUGGGCCGCCCCUGAGCCCUCCUCUCAACCGAUUCCCGCGUCGGGUUGGGGGAUUUGGGGCGGAAGAGAUAGCCAGGCUGAUUCCAGUCAAUUGACGCCAAGGUACGAGUCGAAAUUGAAGACGAGUAGCCCGAGGUGGCCCAGCAGCCGGUCCACCUCACCGGGUCAACCAUCAUCGCGGUUACGCAAUCGAUCGUCGUCCGACCAACUAUCCCUUGAUCCGUGGGCCUCCGAACCAUCGACCAACAUCACCAACAAGAGAGGUGCCUUCGAACCCUCUGCGCCGUUGCCGCAGAUCCAGCAUUUACCUCUGCUGCCGGAAAACGCGGGCCUCGACGCCGAGCGUCCCGUCAAACGACAACUUCUUACAUCCACCUCCGUCGAAGACGGAUCGCUGUCGAUCGAUUCGGCGGAAAAGAACCAGGGAAACGUGGACAGACCACAGUCUGACCAGCCUCUACCCAAGCCCGACUUACACCCGGCGGCGGUUAACUCACCGUCUAAGCCAUCUGCAUCCGAGUUCGACCUGACCGAGGUGACACUACACGAGCCUCCGUCUCUCACACCACCUGCCGAUGAUGCCGUGCCGAAUAAUGCUGGCGACCGUCAGGUGUCGAAGGUCCAUCAACUUGUGGAGAUGUACGAUGACAUCGCGAGGAAAAAUGCGACCGUUCAUGAAUCACCGCCACCAUCCAACCAGGGUGUGAGUGCGAGCCAGCACUCUCCGAUAAAUGGGACCCCGUCUCGGGGCGGUGUCUCUAUCCAGACCAAGUCUGAAAACACGCUGUCCUCCUUUCCCACCACCGAACAUGAAUCUUCUGAUACGGAACUCCCGACUUCGUUGGUCCAGGAUGUACGCAGCGAAAAAGCCGAGGGAGAUGCCCCGGAAAUUGUCCCUGAUACCAUAACCAUUGACCACGAGCCUUUUUACGUCGACUACAGUCACUUGGACCACCUCUUUCCUGGCCUAGAGAGCAACAACGUCACAGGGUCAGACGUGGAAGUCCCAGACCACAUAAUCACGGAUAAUUAUGAAAGUAUAUCAGAACGCAAGAUGUGGUAUCGUAUCUCUAGAUUUGGUCCUUCGCGGACACGGGAUUUAGGGGAAGACGAUCAUUUUACGGUGGUAACUUGGUCGACCUCGACCGUGCGGUCGGAGACCAUACAGAUCGUGCGUCGGUGGAUGGAAGAAGACUCCAUCUGCGGGCGGACGUUCCGCGGAGGGUUGGCCAACGGGGCCAACGGACGCUCCUUUGGAUGGGGCCAAAAGGCCACCCCGGUUGAUUUCCAGAGAUUCUUCAGUCCGAGGACGUCGACAUUCGCGGGUCGUCCAACCCCCGUGUCAGCACUGCCCGCCGAUGCCCCUGAUUCUCAUUUGGAUACGCACUCGUUGGAUCGGUCGCCUGUCAGCAUGUCACCCUCGACUGUCGGCACGGAGGCCCCGAGUAGUGCGACGUUCGGCUGGGCGAACCACUCCAGUCCCCCCCCACAUCAACAGGGAGUAUCAGCGUCAUCAGGGAUGCCUGCGGCUCAGCCAAAGGCUCACCGAACCAUACCCCCUCCCCAGCCACCCGAACCUCUUCCCAAGACAGUCGGGCAGAAAGAAAUGGACGACGAUGAAUGGGGUGACAUGGUGACUCCUUCGACCACCGAGUCCCGGCCUAUCUCUACUACGAACGACGGUAGCCCGGCUGGUAGGCCUUUGUCAGGUGAUUCAUCUAAUAAUAGGCAUGACGAUAAGCGAAGCGUUGAUUCAGUCAUCUUGGCGUCAGGCAGCUCCUCCUGUACGGAAGACGCUGAUCAAGUGCCCCGGGUCAUACCCGACCAUAAUCCACACGGAACCAAAUCCGAUACCGAGUCCACAUGUAGCCACAGAGAUCUCGAGCUGAGUGGCGACACGACGCAUUCUUCUCGACCUUCAUCUUCCCACGUCGAAUCAACCCCGCAGCAGCUGGUAGAGUCGCCCGCAGGGCUUACAGGGGAGCUAGAGCCAGCACGUCGAAUUAUAGAAUCUCUACCGGACCUGUCGUACAUGCUGCGAUAGAGUGCGCAAGGCGACAUGGUCCAUGGGGUUCAGACUGGCAAACCAUGCAUGUUUCAUAGCCAUAUAUACCCAUCUAUCUGAAGUACCGGCCCAAAUUCGGAGCUGACUCUCUCACUUUCUUGAACGGCCUUUCUGAUUGCUUUGUGUUAUGUAGCACUAUCGCAGUAUCUAACC